Acanthoscelides obtectus is the source of this 261-nucleotide messenger RNA. Lineage: Eukaryota; Metazoa; Arthropoda; Insecta; Coleoptera; Chrysomelidae. The record is from the annotation of a GenBank genome assembly.
AUGUUUCCAGAUGCCAACAAGAAAUUUGUGAUCAAAAAAAUAUCGUCCUUACGGUCAUCUUUCCGACGCCAGAUAAGGCGAAUUAAUAGUUCAAAGAGAAGUGGGGUGGGAACAGAAGAUGUACCAGAACCUACAUUGUGGUCUCGUGCAGCGGUUUCUUCGAUAGAAGGAAAUAACCUAGAUGCCAAUCACAGGCCUCAUUGCCAGAAACCUCAAGGUGGCCAACAGACGUUCUUCAACGCUUACUGCUUCUCUGAAUAA